This is a messenger RNA of Ornithorhynchus anatinus (platypus), 3242 nucleotides long. RefSeq names its product ribosomal modification protein rimK like family member A (gene RIMKLA). Bases 56 to 1213 code for a protein of 385 amino acids. Gene Ontology annotation, biological process: protein modification process. The record is from RefSeq and is a predicted model, not a curated record. The transcript is spliced from 5 exons. Lineage: Eukaryota; Metazoa; Chordata; Mammalia; Monotremata; Ornithorhynchidae. Gene Ontology annotation, cellular component: cytoplasm. Gene Ontology annotation, molecular function: ATP binding; metal ion binding; ligase activity, forming carbon-nitrogen bonds.
GCUGGGCUCGGCGGAGCUCGGCGGGGCUCGGGCCGGGUCGGGUCCGGUCCCCGCCAUGUGCUCCCGCCUGUGGUUCCUGACGGACCGGCGGAUCGGCGAGGAUUACCCGCAGCUGCAGAUCCUCCGCGCUCUCCGACAACGCUGCGCCGAGCAGAACGUGCAGUUCAGGGCCCUGCUCAUGGACCAGCUGGCCGUCACCGUGGUCGGCGGACACCUCGGGCUGCAGGUGAACCGGGAGGCUCUGACGACGUUCCCGGACGUCGUGCUGGUGCGCGUGGCCACGCCCUCGGUGCAGUCCGACAGCGACAUCACCGUGCUGAGGCACUUGGAGAAGUUAGGCUGCCGCUUGGUCAACCGGCCGCAGAGCAUCUUGAACUGCAUCAACAAGUUCUGGACGUUCCAGGAGCUAGCCGGGCAUGGAGUCCCUAUGCCAGACACCUUCUCCUACGGUGGUCACGAUGACUUCGCAAAAAUGAUCGAUGAAGCCGAGCCCCUGGGUUACCCUGUGGUGGUGAAGAGCACGCGAGGACACCGCGGAAAAGCCGUUUUCCUUGCGAGAGAUAAGCACCAUCUAUCCGACAUCUGCCAUCUGAUCCGCCACGAUGCACCCUACCUGUUCCAGAAGUACGUGAAGGAAUCCCACGGACGAGACAUCCGGGUGGUGGUGGUGGGAGGCCGCGUGAUUGGGUCCAUGCUCCGCUGCUCUACCGACGGGAGGAUGCAAAGCAACUGCUCUUUAGGGGGCGUAGGCGUCAUGUGUCCACUCACCGAGCAAGGCAAGCAGUUAGCCAUUCAGGUCUCCAACAUCUUGGGCAUGGACUUCUGCGGCAUCGAUCUCCUCAUCAUGGACGACGGCUCCUUCGUCGUGUGCGAGGCCAACGCCAACGUAGGUUUCGUCGCCUUCGACCAGGCGUGCAAUUUAGACGUCGGGGGGAUCAUCGCAGAUUACACCAUGUCCCUGCUUCCCGGCAGGCUGUCCAGAAAGCUGAGCCUCCUCUCCGAGGGGCCCGGCCCGGGGGAGACCGGGGAGGCCGAGGGGUCGGCGGCGGCCCAGGCCGUCCCCGAGAGCGCCUAUGCCACCAACGGGGGAUCGACCUCCAGCGAGAGCGACCCCGAGCUGGGAGAGGUCAGAGCCGCCGCCGCCAGGCCCGUCCGGCUCCCGGCGCUGCCGGACCCCAGCUAUAACAUUAACAACAUGGUGGCCUCCGAAUGACAGGUCGGGCCACUUCAGCUCGGCAACAGAAUCCCGCCGCUUCCUCGAUCGUUCGAAUAACGAACGCCAUCCGGACUCGUGUUUCCAUUUGCACAGAAGACAGGGAAUCCCACCCGGGCCCGCGUUCACUUUUUAGUAUUCUUCCAAGGGACGAGUUGGGGCAGAUUGCUCGGACGCGUGAUUGGGGCGGCGGCCGGGAAAGGGAAAGCCACGGAGAAUAACGAGCUAAACCCGACGACCGCCUCCGGGGACGCCAACCGCUCUCGGGGUCGGAGCCCCCUGCCUCGACCUGCCGAUUUUCGGCUCCGAAAACACAGUCUAGCACAGCACAGCACGGGGCCGCUCACAGAGGCGACUGCAGAGCGGCACGGAGCUCCCGAGCUGUGUUUCCUUGGGACGGGAGAAACAGAAGGGAAUUUUUAACAGGCCUUUGGGCCAGAGUUCUGGGGAACGCACUCUCCAGACACAGUUACGGAAAGACACUCGCCACUCCCCAUUCGUGAGCACUUUUGCUUCUUGGUGACUUGGGUUUUCUCUAAUACUCAGGAUUCGGUGCUGAAAAGUCACAAGGGUUACGCUCCCUAAUGAAAGCAGUCUGUGCAAGGUGGAAUCGGAUCCGCUUUUGGCUUUAUGAUUUCACUACAAGAAGUAGAUGCCUUUGGUUUGCAGGAAAGCAGAACCAUCUGUAGCGUGCAAAAAUGCCUCCGUCGCCUCCUCCCUUCCCCUUCCUCCAUCCACCUCACCUCUCUUCUCCCUCUCCUUCACUCAGAUCAUCUCCCUCACAAUAGUUUUAUCGGGACCCGAAAUUCACCUGAAUGUGCUUAAUUUUCAUCGGCCGUUCUGUGGAAAUGUACCUAAGUGGAUGGGGGAUGGGGAUUUUUGAGGUGUAAAUGCUGCUGUGUCCAUAAGGUUCUAACCUCUGGAGGCUGGAGUAGAAGGUGGGUGGAUCUUCCUGGGGAAAGAGGCCGGGUGAUGGAUUUUAUGAAGCCGUUUUCCCGUCGUUAAGGUAACCGUAAAAUACCACUGUAGCACUUUUCUCCCCCGGGGGUUUCAGGUUGGCGUUCUGCUUCGAAAGUCCCGUUUGCAGACCUGGGGGUCUGGAACUCAGUCCUGGGCCUGCGACCUCUCCUUGAGCGAAUCGGACCACGCUUCCGUGGGCCUUGAAUCCCAGAUUGAAAGUGAAUGCAGCUGCUCAUAUAAAAGACAUCUCCUGCAGUCUACCCCUUGGUGUCCCAACCCGAAAUAGCUCCAACAGCUGCUCGAAUAGAUGGGGGGGGGGGGGGUUGGGUCAAAAACUGACAUCAUUCCAACCUCUCGGUUGGGUCGAGGGACUGACCUCAUUCUUACCAACCGGGACCGGCUUGCCGCAGUUGGCCGGUUGGGUUCCCCGCGCUCGAAUCGACCAAAUCCCGACUGGUAAGGCCUCUUCUGGAGCUGCCUUCCCUCCUCUGGGCCUCCAGCGUCCAGUUUGGUGAGUUCCCGCUGUAUAGCGGAGUGGCUACCAGCCUGAUGGGACGCAGGAGGCAAACCAAGGACCCCCAGACGGGCCAGACCGGGGGAUGGUGGGUUUGGGCCCGGCCCGGCCUCCCCCCGUCUCAUUUCGGGGCCUCCGCCGACCACCAAGGCCACAGCCACGGUUCUUGGCCCUCCUGACUGCAAGGGCAGCGGCCUUGCCCUCUCCAAAAACACGGCCGGAGUCGAGGUCCAGCGGGGCCUACGGGCCACGUAGGAGAUCUGGUUAGGGCCAGGUGGAACUGGACCUACUGAGGACUUGGGCCUACGCGAGGCCUUAAGGAAAUAAGCCUUCACAGGAACCUGACCGCCAAGCCGGGAAGACUACCGUCCUGGGAAGAGACUGACUCGCCCUGUAAAACCAACCUCGAAGCCUGGAUGUAUAUAACUCCUUCGAUUCCCCCUUCGUCUUCACGGUGUAACACGCCUUUCAGAUGUUAUACGUUACCAUCUUUUACUUGACAGAUCAACUUGAAACUGGCGAAAACUUGAAUGAAAAUAGCGGAGUCACUGUGAC